Messenger RNA from Oncorhynchus nerka (sockeye salmon), 2500 nucleotides. RefSeq names its product protein SYS1 homolog. The record is from RefSeq and is a predicted model, not a curated record. Gene Ontology annotation, biological process: Golgi to endosome transport; protein localization to Golgi apparatus; Golgi to plasma membrane protein transport. NCBI's taxonomy places the organism in Eukaryota, Metazoa, Chordata, Actinopteri, Salmoniformes, Salmonidae. The transcript is spliced from 4 exons. Gene Ontology annotation, cellular component: Golgi membrane; trans-Golgi network. Bases 225 to 695 code for a protein of 156 amino acids.
GUUGCUGUUUUCUGUAAUUCGUCAUCAGCUCCAGGUUAUCUCGUAGCUUUAUGGUGGGAUUUAAUGUCUGUUGUACUUUUGGAUAUCUCACUACCUAACACUCCAACUCGAUAUUGAAUAUCAGUAAAAGUCUUGAGUCACUGACUCCUUAUACAUCAGAGGAGUAGCCUUGCACUAAUUGUCAGCUGCUCGGGGUUCCCUGUGUCCCCUCCUUAAGCGUUGGAAUGGGCAGUCAUUUCCGCAGCUACAUCUGGGACCCGGUCCUCAUCUUGUCCCAGAUUGUGUUGAUGCAAUGCAUCUACUACAGCUUUCUGGGUCUGUGGCUGGCUGGAGUGGAUAGUCUCGUACAAACCAACAGAUCGUUGGACCAGAUCUUCAGUUAUGAGGUUCUUGGUUUUGCAACAAUGCAGGGCAGACUCUCAAUGAUGGCAUUCAUCUUGAACUCACUUACCUGUGCCCUGGGCCUGUGGUUCUUCAUCCGCCGAGGGAAGCAGUGUCUGGACUUCACCGUCACUGUGCACUUCUUCCACAUGAUAGGCUGUUGGAUUUACAACGCCCACUUCCCGGCGGCCCUGUCCUGGUGGCUGGUCAACGUGGCCUGCAUGGCUCUGAUGGCUGUGAUUGGAGAGUACCUGUGCAUGCGGACGGAGCUCAGGGCCAUCCCAGUCAACAGUGGACCUAAGUCUAACCUCUGACCUGACCCAACUCUGUGACACUGACUUACCCCCUGUGAAUUGUUCACCUACAGUUAUCUGUACAGUAUGAUGCGGGGUAUGACAUUUGUGCCCAAAGACUUGGUGGGACUGGGAAGUGAGCUGCAGUAACACAGUAGUUGUAUCUAGAGACAGAGAUGCUCAGAGUUGGAAGAUUGCACUCCUCUCAGUGGAUUCAAGGACUUGGAGAUAAACUGAAUUGGUUCUGGUUGCUGUAUUAAUUUUUACACAUGUACUACACAUCUAAGAGUGAAUGCUAACUUCUUCCUUGAACCACAGACUAAGAUACCACUUUCUUUGAGACCGUUUGAAGCAGAGUUUAGUUACAAAGUGUUACAAAGAUCUGAAUAGUUUCAUAAUUGAUGAAUAUAGAGAAAUGGUUGUCAUGGACAUGCUUUUUGGUUAUGUCCUAUAAAGUUGAGAGAGAAAAAAGUGCAGCUUUAUUUGAGCCAGUUGAAUGAUAAACAUUGAACAUGGUACAAUAACAAACUAGUCAUACAUGUAAAGAACAGAUCACCAAAUAUGGAGUUCUAUUUUAUUCCUCAUUAAAGUAUGUGAGUUUGAGAGAUGAACGGAAUCAGCAAAGCUUAACCAUACAAUCAACGUUUGGAAGUUAACGUGACAAGAAAGCACAUGAAAGUAGGCCUACUGAGCCAUGUAAUGGGAGCAGAAAUUAAGAAUUUAAAUACAAUACUUAAUACAGGCUUUUUGUAAAUAAUGUCCUCUGUAGUUGGUGUCUCUGAAAGACCACAUACAUAUUGAAUUCUUACAUCCUGUAGUGUUUCAGGAGCAGCAAGUAUCUGAUAAUCAUUCCUCGCUCAGCACGAUGCUAUUGGUUUUAAAAUGUUGCGUGUAUAUGAUGGGAUGCUGUGGAGAGCAGAUGGUCCCUCUGGAGAUGGUCUGUCAGCCACCAGCUGUGUUAUGACAGGAUGCUGUCACUGUGUGUGCCUGACUGCUCGCUGGUGCCAUGGCUAGUCUAUGGUAAGUUUAAAUGUAAACCUACUUUAGUAAGCAGCAUGCUCAGUGUUAAUGGUUGUCUGCUGAUUUUCAACACACUUUCUCUUUCCUUCUCAUAGUCUGAAAAUUAUUUUUACAAAGAAAUAACCUAGGCUAUGACCUUUGACAUUUUUUUAUCUUAAUUCGGAACUUCUGUUUAAUUUGAAUUGCAGUGGAAAUCAGGACUAUGCAGUGUAAUGUUUCCACACCAACUUUCUCCUCUAGCGUUGGUGCUAAGGGGUUUUAUAUCACCAAGUUGUUGAACUCUUAGUAAGUUUGAUCGUUUGAAGUCUCGAAGGGAAAACUCUGCCACUUUUCAACCUCAUUAAUGUUCUCCAGUACCAUUGUCUACAUAUGUGAAAGCGAUCUGUGGUUAAAACGAUUAGAAAAAAGGUAAUAAAAAAUGCUUCUCUCUGACAUCACAUGGUAGGAUUAAAAGUAACCAAGAGGGAGGGUAUUUUCUUGGACCCCACUUCACCUCGAAUGUCAAAGUUUAAAAAUCACUGUUUAAAAAAACCUGUUUUAACCUUUGAUGAUGUCAUCAAAAAGACACAGUAUUCACAGAUGUAGAUACUGGAUUGGUGCUGGAGAUAAUUAAUAUGAGGUUGAAAAGUGGUGGAGUUGCCCUUUAAGACCAAAUCCUUUGUUUUUGUUUUAUUGUCACAGCAAAGAGUGCUUCUCUUCACAUCACAGAUUUUCCUGGGAUGGUUUUUCUCAGAUUUUAAACCACAACUUGUUUUAAAAAAUAUACAUUUUAAGCCAUUUAUGUAAUAAAGCUAAUGAAACUAUAA